AUGGAUUCUUCCGCUCGGGAGCCAACCACCGCCAGAAGAAAUCCGUCGCGCAAGGUCAUUACAAGCAACGCCGUGUUCUCCGUUCCCAUUCCGUCCGUCUAUCCGCCCGUCGACAAGAAAUACAAAGUCUACGAUAUCAAUUCCAAGGAUGCCUUCGUCUUGUUUCCGAAGCUUCCACCAGAACUACGUCGAAUGAUAUGGCGAUGCACCUAUUGUGACCCCAAGAUCGUGACAAUAUUUAAUUCUGGUAGCGAUGAGCACCCUAAGGUCGAGGCCUCCUACGACGUGCCAGUCGCGCUUCGAAUUAAUUUCGAGUCUCGGGAAUACGCGAUUCAGUGUCACCAGUUGGCCUUCGCAAACAAUCUCGGCGGAAACCCUGUGUACUUCAAGUGUCCAUCCGACGCUUUGGUUAUCGACGGUACCAGCGCUAUGAGAGAAUUCAUCAAGAUGAAGUUUCAAUCCAUCAACGGUAUCCCAAGAUGGGCUAUCGAGCAACCUUUGCAAGAGAAAAUCCUGGUACUGGGACUUUACAAUAUACGCAAAUCCUUUAUACCUUGCUUCUUAUUGGGACAACCACUUCACAUAGUCGUCCUGCGUAAGUCAGGUCCCGCCCCUCGGCGCCAUGUCGAAUGGGUUGAAGCGCAGAAGAGAAAACUCGUGGAGGGAGAAAGACGGCGAUCUCUGUUCCUUGGCAGAUUGCCUCGUCCCCUGGUUUUGCAUAUCGAGCCCUUGAACUGGAAGCAGCUGCAGCAGAAGAUCGACGAUCUUGCUUUCCCUCCACCUCCCACUGCUGUCGAUAGUCAGACUCUUCCACGUGUGAAGUACCAUCGCAAAUUCGCCGUUCGCAAGCCUAAAGCCGCAAAGGGAAUUAUCUUUCCAACUCGUCGUUCAUUACGAGCUAGAAAGGAGCUUUGA
Messenger RNA from Drepanopeziza brunnea f. sp. 'multigermtubi' MB_m1, 915 nucleotides. RefSeq lists its product as uncharacterized. The record is from RefSeq and is a predicted model, not a curated record. NCBI's taxonomy places the organism in Eukaryota, Fungi, Ascomycota, Leotiomycetes, Helotiales, Drepanopezizaceae.